Scleropages formosus (Asian bonytongue) is the source of this 2103-nucleotide messenger RNA. It is a transcript of the gene dipk1aa, whose product is annotated as divergent protein kinase domain 1Aa. Lineage: Eukaryota; Metazoa; Chordata; Actinopteri; Osteoglossiformes; Osteoglossidae. The record is from RefSeq and is a predicted model, not a curated record. The transcript has 6 exons. The coding region runs from base 165 to 1451 and encodes 428 amino acids.
CUCGGUGCGGCUCGGAUGCAAUCGGAUCGAAUCGGCUCGUGGAGCAGGACAAGCAAGACGAGUAGGAGGAGCCGGAGGCGUCAGUCAGUGCGCUGCUUUUUAUUUUCGCUUUCUGCUCACUGCCUCAGUAUAAGGUUCAUGUAGUGAGAUGUGCUGUUUUCGCCAUGGCGAGGGGUCUGUCAUCGUGGGCCUGGCUGAAGAAGCCCUACUGCAUUCAGGCUCGCUUCUCCUACCUGCGCAUGAAGUACCUCUUCUUCUCCUGGCUGGCGGUGUUCAUCAGCAGCUGGGUGCUCUACGUGCAGUACUCCUCGUACACGGAGCUGUGUCGUGGGCACGAGUGCAAGAACACCAUCUGUGAUAAAUACAGGAAGGGGGUGAUUGACGGCUCCGCCUGCAGCAGCCUGUGUGACAAAGGAACGCUCUACAUGGGGAAAUGCCUGUCUGCCAAGCCAAACAACCAGGUUUACACUGGCAGCUGGGGGGAUCUUGAGGGGGUCAUCAAGUGCCAGAUUGACGAUAUCUUGCAUUACAACCUGGGGACCGAGAUGGAGCCCAGGAAGGAGGCUGUGCUCUUCGACAAGCCCACCCGCGGAACCUCCGUUGAAAAGUUCAAGGAGAUGGUCUUCAGUCAUCUAAAGGAGAAAGUGGGUGAGCAGGCCAACCUUCAGGAGCUGGUGAGCCACGUGCUGUCCGUAGCCGACGGCAAUAAGGACGGCCACAUCUCCCUGCCGGAGGCCAAGUCAGCGUGGGCUCUGCUGCAGCUCAACGAGGUGCUGCUCAUGAUUGUCUUGCAGGACAAGGAGCACACGCCCAGGCUCAUGGGUUUCUGCGGGGACCUGUACGUGACAGAGAAGGUGCAGUACACCUCGCUGUACGGCAUCAGCGUCCCCUGGCUGCUUGAGCUCUGGAUCCCUCGGGGGUUGCGGCGCAGCAUGGAGCAGUGGUUCACGCCCUCGUGGCCGCGCAAAGCCAAGAUCUCCAUCGGCCUGCUGGAGUUCGUCGAAGACGUCUUCCACGGCCCCUUCGGCAACUUCCUCAUGUGCGACGUGAGCGCCGCCAACUUCGGCUACAACGACAAGCACGACCUGAAGGCGGUGGACCUGCGACGAGUGGUGCCGGAGACGGUGCUCCGGCACGUCAUGCGGGACCGCCGCUGCGAGGUGGACGACGACUGCAUCUACGGCGCUGACUGCCAGACCUCCUGUGACCUCACUAAACGGCGCUGCACCACCGAGGUGGUCCAGCCCAACCUGGCCAAGGCCUGCCGGGCACUGAAGGACUACCUCCUGAGAGGGGCGCCUUCGGAGAUCCGCGAGGAGCUGGAGAAGCAGCUCUAUUCCUGCAUGGCGCUCAAGGGCUCUGCGGACCAGAUGGAGAUGGAGCACUCGCUCAUUCUGAACAACUUGAAAACCCUGCUGUGGAAGAAGAUCUCCCACACUAAGGACUCGUAAGGGUUUCCUCUGCUGCACUAGGACUGACCACCCUUUCCCGCCCUCUUACUCUGGCCUUUGGGGGGGGAAAAAAAAAAAAAAACCACCGGGAACUCAAACGGUUUCUGGAGAAAAAUGCUUUAUAUCCAAACUGAGAAGAAAUCACAUGACGUUUUUGUUUUCGUUUGUUCGUUGCCGUUUGUGGAUUCGUGUACCGUGUACAUUGAAUAUUAGGGAUUUUGCUUUUGGUGCAAACUUUGUUGGGUUUUGUUCCUAAAUUGUGCCAUAAGGAAGCGACACUGCUGGAGGAGAGCUCAGCCUGGGGCGGGGUGCGAAAGGGUGCCUUCGGAUGUAGCAUAAUGAAGAUUCUCUUCCGCCGACUACGCCAGCGUGCAACGUUUUUUCACUUCUGAAGGAAGUUCCACUAAUUACAGCAUUUUAGUGCUGCUGUUGCCUCAUUCAUUUAAAACGUUUUGUUAAUUCAAAUAUGAAGUAUAUGUAACAUUUUAAGAUUUUUAAACCACUAUGUAGUACAUUCUGUCCUGAAGGCCAUUGCUGCUGUUUAAGAAAAAAAAAAAAAAAAUGAAUUGCAACAAUCCAGGCAUUAAGAUGUUUACCAUGUAUGUUUGGAAAUAGCAUGAACAAUUUGCACAUUAAAAGACGUACGACACGA